Stegostoma tigrinum is the source of this 1112-nucleotide messenger RNA. RefSeq names its product methylthioadenosine phosphorylase (gene mtap). Gene Ontology annotation, molecular function: S-methyl-5-thioadenosine phosphorylase activity. The coding region runs from base 147 to 977 and encodes 276 amino acids. Gene Ontology annotation, biological process: nucleoside metabolic process. The record is from RefSeq and is a predicted model, not a curated record. NCBI's taxonomy places the organism in Eukaryota, Metazoa, Chordata, Chondrichthyes, Orectolobiformes, Stegostomatidae. Gene Ontology annotation, cellular component: cytosol. The transcript has 8 exons.
GAAGUUGCAGCUGGUAACCAGAGGGUGCGCUGAUUCUCUCUCUCUUUCUCCUCCUGCAGCCAGCCUACCAGGACUGAGAGGGACAGGAUCUUACAGCCGGAAGCUUACCGUGGGCGGCUUAGGCUGAGUGAGCAAACUCGGGGAGGAUGCAGGUGAAGAUUGGAAUUAUUGGUGGGUCAGGAAUGGGUGACCUGGACAUUUUGGAGGAGAGGACCGAGAAAAGUGUAGAUACGCCUUUUGGAAAGCCUUCAGAUGUCCUUAUUCUGGGAAAGAUAGACAAAGUUCAUUGUGUUCUCCUUGCUAGACAUGGGAGAGGACACACUAUUAUGCCAACGAAUGUCAACUUUCGAGCAAACAUUUGGGCAUUGAAACAGGAGGGUUGCACUCAUAUUAUUGCGACAACUGCCUGUGGUUCACUGCAGGAAGAAAUCCAGCCUGGAGACAUUGUCAUAAUCGACCAAUUUGUUGACAGAACAACAAAAAGGCAUCAGACGUUCUAUGAUGGAAGUUCAGCAAGUCCAGUUGGAGUUUGUCACAUUUCAAUGGCUGAUCCUUUCUGUAGGAAAUCCAGACAGGUGUUGCUGGACGUUGUAAAGAAACUGGGAAUUAGACACCAUGAGAAGGGGACCAUGGUUACAAUUGAAGGUCCCCGUUUCUCCUCGCGAGCGGAGAGUCUGAUGUUUCGUCAGUGGCAUGGUGAUGUCAUCAACAUGACCACUGUUCCUGAAGUGGUACUGGCUAAGGAAGCCGGUAUCUGCUAUGCCAGCGUUGCUAUGGCAACUGACUAUGACUGCUGGAAAGAGCAUGAAGAAGCGGUCUCUGUGGAAAAGGUCCUCAAAAUAAUGAAGGAGAAUGCAAACAAAGCUUUGAGUAUUAUUCUUACUGCCAUUCCACAGAUUGCAUCCAUGGAUUGGUCUGAGAGCAUCAAGAGUUUGAGAAUCAGUCAGGAAGGUUCAGUUAUGCUGCCAACGCAUUAAAAUUUAAAGAGAUUGGAAGAUGCUUCAACUCCUGAAGACAAUUCACAUUACAACUGAUAUCAUUUGUUGUCUGUUUCCAGUGUGCUACUGUCACUGUGUGUGCAACAUUAAUAAAAAUUCAAACAACUUCCUGAA